Messenger RNA from Microstroma glucosiphilum, 1651 nucleotides. RefSeq lists its product as hypothetical. Bases 148 to 1410 code for a protein of 420 amino acids. NCBI's taxonomy places the organism in Eukaryota, Fungi, Basidiomycota, Exobasidiomycetes, Microstromatales, Microstromataceae. Gene Ontology annotation, cellular component: nuclear membrane complex Bqt3-Bqt4. Gene Ontology annotation, molecular function: DNA binding. The transcript is spliced from 3 exons. The record is from RefSeq and is a predicted model, not a curated record. Gene Ontology annotation, biological process: mitotic telomere tethering at nuclear periphery; meiotic attachment of telomere to nuclear envelope.
GUCGCCUGUGAUCCUUUGCCAUCGUGUUUUGCCAUAUCAAUCGUCUGAUCUCACCUCAGCACAAACACCUCAACCCCAGGUGGACUGUCACGUACCGCUCCCCACCCCGCACGACCAUCUGAGAGAGCCACUCCUCAGACUUCCACGAUGCCUGGCACCCCACGACGAUCUACCCCUUCGCGCCGGGCGCGCUCCAGCUCGGUAGCAUCCAACGCGUCCGUAUCUUCCACGCGAGCUCGCAAGUCCAAGAAGUCAGACGCCGACAGACCCGCGUUGCCCACGGAGAGGAACCCCAAGCUGCCCGGAGAGCCGGUACAAGUCAAGUUGCAGACCAUCAGGAGGGAACAACAGGACAUCAUCAUUGGUCGAGUCAAGCUAGACACUGUCAACGGAAGCGACCAUGGCUUCCUCCUCAAGCGCUUCGACACCAACGCCAUUGCAGCAUCUUCCAUGUUCCGCCUAGCCUUCCCAUACGCAGAUGGAGAGGCAGAGCGAGUGGAAAUGGCCUACCUCGACCGACGCUUUGACACCGACCGAGCUAACGGCGGUCUCGUCGCCGCGAAGCCAAAGAGGGGACGCCCCAAGAAGGCAAAGGAGGGAGAAGAGGAGACUGCUACCCCACCUGGCAAGGUGUUGCCCGAGGGCAGCACGGGCGUACGACUUCAAGGUACCUGGCUGCCAUGCGAAGAUGCUCUGCCCAUCGCCGAGGAGUAUGGUCUCACCCUUUACGCCAAGCCCCUCAUCGAGUCGCAAGCCAUCAUGGUUGGUGAAUCGAUUCAGCUUGUAGACCCCAAUGCCCCUGCUGCCGUCGCGGCCACUCCCUCUGCCCCAGCCGAGACCAAGACUCCAGGUACCCCAGGCAGCACUCGAAAGCGUGCACGCACUACAAAGGCCGCUGCUGCUGAGGAGAGUGGAGCCGAAGAGACUGCCACCUCUACCCCUGGCAAGGCUUCCCGCACUCGCACGAAGCGCGCUGUCAAGGCCGAUGGAACAGAGGAGACUACUGUCACCAAGACGACCACUACCAUCGAGCCUGCUGUUGGCAUGACACAGGAUGAGAUCGAUGAGCAGAUCAAGAAGAGCAGGGAGCUGGCCAAGGAAGUCCAGUCGACAAAGGCAUCGCCAAAUGCCGCUGCCGCAAAGUCUCGUAAGCGGCGUGCGUCGAACCAGCGUCCGACUGCCGAUCUGGACCCACUGGAGGAUGACUCCAGUGUCAACUUUGUCUCGCGAUCCAUUCGCAGAGGCACAAGGGUGGCUCGAAGGAGGCCGAUCGCCACGAGCGCUGGUGCUCUCAGUGUGGCUGCAGCCGCUGGAGUGGGUGCUCUGGCCUGGUUCACUGGCGGACAAGUGGAUGUGGCACAGCAACUGCUACAGCAGGGUCUCAGUGCUAUGCAAGGCUUCUUCUUCUGAGUGCUCAUAGCCGAACCGCGAGGGCCGGAAGAUGUAGCAGUCCUUCCUUCUGCCAAUGUCUCUGGACGCUUCCUUGCUCUUGCGACAGCACCCUGGUCUCUGGAGAAGAUUUGUCCAUACCCACAGAGAAGCUUCCAUGAUAGGAUCCUCUCUACUCUGCUUUGUUGGCUGGAGGCCAUUUCGGCUUCCCUCCUUUGAUGUUAUCGUCAAGCAUCGUCACUCUCUUCUCUCCUUUGCCCCC